AUGAUGAAUUCUUUCAAUCGUUCUUCUUAUUCAUAUUCAUCAUUGGUUAUAUCAUCAAGUCUAAAGAAAAGUCGUUGUAAUUAUCAUUCAUUGAGUUCAAUAAUAUCUUACAAUCUGAAUCUCAAUUCUCGUUGUAUAACAAAACUAAAAUUACAACCACGAAAUCUUCACUUCGCACAUAAUUCCAAUACCGCGAAAAUAUUCUCCAGCAUCCAGACAACACGUCAUUUGUCAACAACGACAAAAAAGCUAAAAAUAAAAACAACACUAGCUAUAUUCACACGAUCAAUGUCCACAUCCACCCCCUUAGCUGAAGAGAAGAAUACUUCUUCUACUUCUUCAUCUCAUUCACAUAGUCAUUCAGAUGCUGAAGGUCAUCACACCCAUUCCCAUUCAGGGUCCGGUAUGCUUCAUCAUCAUAAACAUUCAAUGCAUGAACCAAAUGAACUUUUGGCAGCUGAUGCAUCUGCAAUCAAAUCAAACCCAGCUGUCAGAAUUACCUGGAUCGGGUUAUUGGUCAAUAUUGCUUUGGCUAUAUCUAAAGGUAUCGGUGGUGUUUAUUUCCAUUCUCAAGCCCUUGUUGCCGAUGCAAUUCAUUCAGUGAGUGAUAUGCUUGCGGAUUUUUUAACUUUAGCAACCGUUAAUGUUGCCUCUAAAAUAGGAACACCAACUAAAUUCCCAUUAGGUUAUGGUAAACUUGAAACUAUUGGGGCGUUUCUGGUUAGUGCAAUCUUGUUAUUUGCUGGUGUUUCUGUUGGUUGGUCUUCCUUGUUGCAAAUUUUCGAAUUUGUUUUACCAGCCCAUCUUUAUGAAAUUGCAUCACAUAUUCACAUUGGCCAUGAUCAUUCUCAUACUGACUUAGGUAAUGUUGGCGGAGGGCAUUCUCAUUCCCAUGUCGAUGGCGUUGGUGCUGAUUUAACUGCCCAUCGUGAAAUUCCAAAUAUUAAUGCUGCCUGGUUGGCUGGUGGAUCCAUCAUUGCUAAAGAAUUGUUGUAUAGAAAAACUAUGAAGAUUGCUGUCCAAACCAAUUCAAAAGUUUUGGUUGCUAAUGCUUGGCAUCAUCGUGUUGAUUCUUUAACUGCUGUUGUUGCUUUAUUGACUGUUACUGGCGGUGUAUUAUUCAACGUUGCAUGGUUAGAUUCAAUAGGUGGUAUUGCUGUAUCAUUUUUAAUUAUUAAAGCUGGAUGGGAUUCUAUGAAAGAAGCAUGGUUUGAAUUAAUUGAUCGUGGUGAAAAACCAGGCUCAGAAUUGUACAAUAAAGUUGAAGGAAUUAUUAAAAAUGAAUUGGAAAUUAAUAAAGAUUUGGAACAAUUUAGAUUAAAUCAAUUGUCUGUUUUAUCUUCUGGUGCCAAUACUAAUAUUUAUUGUAAACUCACCACAAUCAAUAAAGAUAUUAAUUUGAUUGCCUUGAAUCAAUAUGAAAAGAAAUUAUCUGAUUUAAUUAGAGAAGACGAUAGAUUUGUUAGAAAUAUUUACAUUAAAUUCGAAAAUGUUGCUGAACAUCCGGAAGAAGAACACAACACUGAAGAAGAAAAAGAUCACAAACAUGAACACGAACAUGUACAUACUCAUAAACAUUAA
Messenger RNA from Candida tropicalis MYA-3404, 1581 nucleotides. RefSeq lists its product as uncharacterized. Gene Ontology annotation, biological process: transmembrane transport; monoatomic cation transport. The transcript has a single exon. NCBI's taxonomy places the organism in Eukaryota, Fungi, Ascomycota, Pichiomycetes, Serinales, Debaryomycetaceae. Gene Ontology annotation, molecular function: monoatomic cation transmembrane transporter activity. The record is from RefSeq and is a predicted model, not a curated record. Gene Ontology annotation, cellular component: membrane. The coding region runs from base 1 to 1581 and encodes 526 amino acids.